Messenger RNA from Artibeus jamaicensis (Jamaican fruit-eating bat), 2220 nucleotides. Its product is annotated as leukocyte immunoglobulin-like receptor subfamily A member 3. NCBI's taxonomy places the organism in Eukaryota, Metazoa, Chordata, Mammalia, Chiroptera, Phyllostomidae. The record is from RefSeq and is a predicted model, not a curated record.
AUGACCAAGGAGGUGCAAGGGCUGUGUCAGGCACCAUGGCAACAGGUCCAGGCAGCAGUUCUCCCCAAACCCUCCAUCUGGGCUGACCCAGGCCCCAUCAUCAGCAAGGGGAGCCCUGUGACCAUCUGGUGUCAGGGGUCUCUGCUGGCAGAUGCCUACAGUCUGUAUAAAGAAAGGGGCUCUCCACUCUCGGAUAUGACCCCACAGGCCUCCAGCAACAAGACUGAAUUCCUCAUUCAGUCCAUGAGCUCACAGAAUGCAGGGCGGUACCAGUGUGCAUACAGCACUGGGGACAGACUGUCUCAGAGGAGUGAGCCCUUGCUCCUGGUGCUGACAGGAGAGCACAGCGCACCCUCUCUCUCAGCCCACCCAGGCCCUGUGGUGACCUCAGGAGGGAAGGUAUCCCUCCAUUGCAGCUCACAGUCCAAAUGGGACACUUUCCACCUACUGAAGGAGGGAGGUGCUGAGCAGCUCAAACAUAGCAAAUUGGAACGAAAGUACUCUGCUAGCAGGUGGAAGGCUGUCUUUCCUGUGGGCCCCCUGAGCUCCUCCCAUGGGGGGACCUACAGAUGCUAUGGUUCCAACAGCUCCAACCCCAAUGUGUGGUCACAGCCCAGUGUCCCUCUGCACCUCGAGGUCACAGGUGUGUACAAACAACCAUCUAUCUUGGCCCAGCCAGGGCCCCUGGUGCUGCCUGGAGUCAGGCUGACUCUCCAGUGUCACUCGGAGCCUGGUUUUGACAGAUUCGCUCUGACCAAGGAUGAAGGGCCCACACACCCUCAGAGUCUCCAUGAGCAGCACAGCCCCGACUUCCCUCUGGGCCCUGUGAACCUCACCCAUGGGGGCCGAUACAGAUGCUACAGUGGACACAACCUCUCUUAUCUGUGGUCGGCCCCUAGUGCCCCCCUGGACAUUUUGAUUGCAGGAACGUACAGGAAACCCUUCCUCUUAGCCCAGCCAGGGCCCUCAGUGCCAUUGGGAGCAAAUGUGACCCUGCAGUGCUACUCUGAAGUCAGGGCUGACACCUUCCUCCUGCACAGGGAGGGAUCCCUGGACCCUCCCCAGCAGCUUCGUCUGUGGGACACACUAGCCCCCUCACAGGCCAAAUUCACCAUCAGCCCUGUGACCUGGGGCCACCACGGGACCUACAGGUGCUACAGCUCACGCAGCUCCUCCCCCUUCCAGCUGUCACAGCCCAGUGACCCCCUGGAGCUCCUGGUCUCAGGGCUACAUUGGGGUCCGUGGGACCAGGUCCAAACAGGAGUUCACCCCAAACCCUCCAUCUGGGCUGACCCAGGCCCCAUCGUCAGCAAGGGGAGCCCUGUGACCAUCUGGUGUCAGGGGUCUCUGCAGGCAGAUGGCUAUGUUCUGUAUAAAGAGAGGAGUCCAGAGCCCUUGGACACAAGCAUCCCACAGGCCUCCAGCAACAAGACCGAGUUCCUCAUUCAGUCCAUGGGCUCACAGCAAACAGGGCUGUACCAGUGUGCAUACAGCACUGGGGGCACAGUGUCUGAGAGGAGUGAGCCCCUGCUCCUGGUGCUGACAGGAGAACACAGUGGACCCUCUCUCUCAGCCCAGCUAGGCCCUGUGGUGAACUCAGGAGGGAAUGUGUUCCUCUUGUGCAGCUCAGAGUCCACAUGGGACACUUUCCACCUGCUGAAAGAGGGAGGGGCUGAGCUGCUUCAACACAAGAAAUCAGAACACAGACCCUAUGAGAGAAGGUGGCAGGCCGUCUUCCCUGUGGGUCCCGUGAGCCCCUCUCAUGGAGGGACCUACAGAUGCUAUGGCUCCUCCAGCUCCACCCCCAAUGUGUGGUCACAGCCCAGUGCCCCUCUGCACCUCGAGGUCACAGGUGUGUACAGGGAGCCCUUCCUCUCAGCCCAGCCUGGCCCCCUGCUUCUGCCUGGAGACAGCCUGACCCUCCAGUGUCACUCAGAGCCCGGCUUUGACAGAUUUGCUCUGACCAAGGAUGAGGGGCCCACACCCCCCCAGCAUCUCCAUGGACAGCACAGCCCCGAUUUCCCCCUUGGCCCUGUGAACCUCACCCAUGGGGGUCGGUACAGGUGCUACAGUGGACACAACCUCUCCUAUGUGUGGUCAGCCCCCAGCGCACCCCUGGACAUCCUGAUCACAGGGAGAGGUCCCCGGAUCCUCCCCAGCCUCUUCAUCUCCAGGACACUGCUGCCCCCUCUCAGGCCAACUUCACCAUCACCCUUGUGA